Messenger RNA from Erigeron canadensis, 2021 nucleotides. Its product is annotated as aspartokinase 3, chloroplastic-like. Gene Ontology annotation, biological process: amino acid biosynthetic process. The coding region runs from base 233 to 1852 and encodes 539 amino acids. NCBI's taxonomy places the organism in Eukaryota, Viridiplantae, Streptophyta, Magnoliopsida, Asterales, Asteraceae. The record is from RefSeq and is a predicted model, not a curated record. The transcript has 13 exons. Gene Ontology annotation, cellular component: chloroplast stroma. Gene Ontology annotation, molecular function: aspartate kinase activity.
AAAAUCAUUGUCAAAAUGAAUUAAUGUUGUUCCACUUCCACUUACCAUUCAGACUUCUCCUCCUUCCUUCUUCAUCAGCCGCCGCCUCUCUUUCUUUCGCAAAGGUCAUACGUUAUUAAUCUCAUUUAUCGGAUCGUAAUAUCGUAUCCUCUUAGCUAGCAUUUUUAGCAGGGAGAGCUUAAUUAAUUUAAUAAGCUCUCUCUAAUUUGUCGAAAAUACAAUAUUGUUUACAAUGGCAACACAAUACCAUUUAUCAAACAUAGCUUUGCAAUCACAAUCAUUGUGCCCCAAACAGCACCUAAGUUUCGGUCCCUCUGUCGGAUUGUGUAGGCCGGUUUCGGGUAAUAAGGGAAAAGGGUGUUUGAGGGUUGUUUGUAAUGCUCGAAAAGUUGUUGAUGUUUUAACUAGAAGUGAACCCGAAAGCCGAGAUUUAGAAAGGUCAAACAAACAAUUAUCAUGUGUGAUGAAGUUUGGUGGAUCGUCCGUUGCGUCUGCAGAACGAAUGACAGAAGUGGCUGAUCUUAUUCUAAGUUUUCCGGAAGAGAGUCCGGUUAUUGUUUUAUCUGCCAUGGGCAAGACCACCAACAAGCUUAUUGCGGCUGGAGAGAAGGCUGCUAGUUGUGUCUCGGAUGUGUCGCAAAUUGAAGAAUUGAACUUUGUGAGAGAACUACAUUAUAGGACAGUGGACGAGCUUGGAUUAGAGAAAACGCUUGUUCUAGAGCACUUGGUAGAAUUAGAGCGGCUUUUAAACGGGAUUGCUGCACUGAAGGAGUUUACUCUACGUGCAAGAGACUAUCUAGUCUCAUUCGGGGAGUGCAUGUCCACAAGGAUUUUUGCAGCAUACUUGAAUAAAAUUGGUGCCAAAGCGCGGCAAUAUGAUGCAUUUGACAUCGGAUUCAUAACAACAGACGAUUUCACUAACGCGGAUAUAUUGGAAGCAACUUAUCCAGCUGUAGCAAAGAGACUAAACGGUGACUGGGUCAAAGAUCCCGCCAUCCCUAUCGUCACGGGAUUUCUUGGAAAGGGUUGGAGAACUUGCGCUGUAACUACAUUGGGCAGAGGUGGUAGUGAUUUGACUGCCACUACCAUUGGUAAAGCACUUGGCUUGCGGGAAAUUCAGGUAUGGAAAGAUGUGGAUGGUGUAUUGACAUGCGACCCUAAUAUAUACUCGGGUGCAGAACCUGUGCCGUAUUUGACUUUCGAUGAGGCAGCAGAACUUGCAUAUUUUGGUGCUCAGGUCCUACAUCCACAGUCUAUGAGGCCCGCAAGAGAGGGUGAUAUACCUGUUAGGGUUAAAAAUUCUUACAACCCUAAUGCUCCGGGUACCCUAAUCACUAAAUCAAGAGAUAUGAGCAAGGCAGUACUAACAAGCAUUGUUUUGAAACGAAAUGUUACCAUGUUAGACAUUGUUAGCACUCGCAUGCUUGGUCAAUUUGGAUUCCUUGCUAAGGUGUUUUCAAUUUUUGAGGAUCUGGGUAUCUCGGUGGAUGUUGUAGCUACAAGUGAAGUUAGUAUUUCAUUAACAUUAGAUCCUUCAAAGCUUUGGAGUAGGGAGUUGAUUCAGCAGGCAAGCGAACUUGAUCAUGUUGUUGAAGAACUAGAAAAAAUUGCCAAAGUGAAUCUCCUACAGCACAGAUCUAUAAUUUCGCUCAUUGGAAAUGUUCAGAGGUCCUCACUUGUAUUGGAGAAGGCAUUCCGUGUUCUUCGUGUGAACGGAGUGAAUGUCCAAAUGAUUUCACAAGGAGCAUCAAAGGUGAAUAUAUCACUGAUAGUAAAUGACAGUGAGUCAGAAAAGUGUGUGAAAGCUCUACAUUCAGCCUUCUUUGAGAGUGAAAUGUCGGAUCUUGACUGAGAUUUUUGAUUUGCGAUGCAAUUUUUGCUCCAAUUUGUAGUCCUUAAUCAUUUAUUCUAAACUCGUAGCAUAUUUAUUGAUUUAGGGGCGGGGGUGGUCUUUAUGGAUGGCUAUAAUGUAUUUGAUUAUUGAAAUAUAUGCAAGUUUAUUAGAUAUGGUUGUAUGAUUA